Jatropha curcas is the source of this 2060-nucleotide messenger RNA. RefSeq names its product hexokinase-3. Gene Ontology annotation, molecular function: ATP binding; hexokinase activity; D-glucose binding. Gene Ontology annotation, cellular component: cytosol; mitochondrion. The record is from RefSeq and is a predicted model, not a curated record. Gene Ontology annotation, biological process: intracellular glucose homeostasis; carbohydrate metabolic process. Lineage: Eukaryota; Viridiplantae; Streptophyta; Magnoliopsida; Malpighiales; Euphorbiaceae.
AGUGUAAAGUCACACUCCUCUCUCUAAGUCGUCUCUCGCGCUCUCUCUAGAGUGGAAAAAGAAAAAGGAAAAAAAAAAAAAAAACAAAAAAGAAAAACGAAACUCUUUUAAGCCUUUCUUCGAACAGUUCAUCUACAACGACAAAUUUCACCGGCGAUUAUCUUCGUUAGGAAAACUGCUUAGAACCCAAAAGUACCGAGAAAUCAACAGCCUAACAGAAAACGGCUACUUCUCCUUUCUCGGUUUCGUACGAUAGGUCAUUUCCAAAGCAUAGAGACCAACUUUCACGAUGAAACGGUGGCGUUUUCGUGCUUAAGUUUUUAUGCAACUUUCUAUUGUUGCAUACACAUAGGGAGGAGGUAUAACGGGUGGUUCUGAUGGGAAGAGUGGCUUUGGGAGUGGCGGUGGGUGUGGCGGUGGUGGCAUGUGCGGUGGCCGGGGUGGUGGUAGGCAGGAGGGUAAGGAGUCGGAAGAAGUGGAGGAGAGUGCUGGGAGUAUUGAAGGAGUUGGAGGAGUCUUGUGAAACCACAAUUGGAAGGUUGAGGCAAGUAGUUGAUGCUAUGGCUGUGGAGAUGCAUGCUGGGUUGGCUUCUGAAGGAGGCUCUAAGCUCAAAAUGUUGCUCACUUAUGUGGACCAUUUACCUACGGGGAGUGAGAUAGGAACUUAUUAUGCUCUAGAUCUUGGGGAUACUAAUUUUAGGGUCUUGCGGGUUCAGCUAGGAGGCAGAGAGUCCUUAAUGUUGUCAAAAGAUGUGGAGCAACAACCUAUUCCUCAGCACUUGAUGACAAGCAGUAGCGAGGAUCUCUUUGACUUCAUUGCUUCAACAUUAAAGCAGUUCGUUGAAAAAGAAGAAAGUGGUUCCGAGUUUGCUUCAGUUAGAACAAGGGAACUUGGAUUUACAUUCUCCUUUCCUGUAAAACAAACGUCUAUUCGUACAGGGAACCUCAUCAAAUGGACAAAAGGAUUUGCUAUCGAGGACAUGGUUGGAAGAGAUGUUCUUGAAUGUUUACAAGCGGGAUUGACCAGGAAUGGUCUAGAUAUGCAGGUCGUCUUGUUGGUAAAUGAUACUGUUGGAUCACUAGCUCUUGGACAUUAUUGUGAUGCUGACACUGUUGCUGCAGUAAUAAUUGGAACGGGUACUAAUGCUUGCUAUCUAGAGCGGGCUGAUGCUAUUAUAAAGUGUCAAGGCCUUCUUACAACUUCUGGAGGCAUGGUUGUCAACAUGGAAUGGGGAAAUUUCUGGUCAUCUCAUUUGCCAAGGACUUCCUAUGAUAUUGAUUUAGAUGUUGAAAGCCUUAACCCAAAUGAUCAGGGUUUUGAGAAAAUGAUAUCCGGAAUGUAUCUAGGUGACAUUGUUAGGAGAGUGAUUCUCAGAAUGUCACAGGAGACGGACAUCUUUGGACCUGUUUCCUCCAGAUUGACAACACCGUUUAUUUUGGAAACAUAUCUUGUUGUUGACAUGCACGAGGAUGACUCUCCUGAUCUGCAGGAAGUGGCUAGAAUCUUGAAAGAAAUUCUGGAGAUCACAGAAAUUCCUUUGAAGGCUAGAAAGCUUGUUGUUAGAAUAUGUGAUGUAGUGACCCGGAGGGCUGCAAGGUUGGCAGCAGCUGGCAUUGUGGGAAUAUUAAAGAAGAUUGGCCGGGAUGGGACUGGGGGGAUCACCAGUGGAAGAGGUAGAAGUGACAUAAAAAUGAAAAGAACAGUUGUGGCAAUUGAAGGGGAUUUAUAUACAACCUAUACAAUGUUCAGGGAAUACUUGCACGAAGCCUUGAAUGAAAUAUUGGGGGAGGACGUUGCCCCACACGUAAUUCUUAAAGCCACAGAAGAUGGAUCAGGCAUAGGAGCAGCUCUCCUUGCUGCCUCGUAUUCAUCCUGAAGUGUGGAUAGCGUACAGUUGCUAUAAAUAUAUAUAAUAUUAUAUAUAUACAUAUAGCCCCUGUAAAUGUAGAAUUCUUUUCAAUAUAUUGAAAGGGUGUCUCCAAAAUUUCACCUUUCCAAAUGGGUUCUCGUUGUAUCUUUUAUGUUGUUUAGUUUUUACCCCCCUCCAUUUUUUUUAACC